AUGGCACCUCCAAUCUCUCUCCCCUCCAUCUCUCUCCUCUCCAUCUCUCUCCCCACCACCCCACCCCUCCCAAUCAUCCUCUCUCCCCUCCACGCCCCCAUCUCCCAAACAGACUACCUAUCCCGAUGCCAGCAUCACGCACUUUUCACAUCCAGCUGGGGCUAUUGGACCAGUCUUAUAUAUAUUCUGUCAUAUAUCUGUGGCAUUGUAUUGAUUUGGCUGGUAUAUCUUUCCGUGGAUAGCGAGAGGAAGGAUAAUUAUUCGUGGGCAAGGUGGUGGGAACAGGGAAAUUCUGGAGAGGUGCUUGCUACAUCUGGAUCUGGAGAUGUAUCGGAGGGACUAUAUGGGGUGAGGAGAGAAGUGAGAGAGAGUAGUGAAGUUGUGACGGGUAUAAGGAUAUCGAUGAUCGGGGAGGAGAACUUGAAAGGGGGUGAGAGUGGAAGUCGAAAUCCACCACCUCCAUACGAAUCAUCCGCCUCCAAUACGCAGCCACAAUUUCUCGGCCCAGUUCCAGCUACCGCCCCUAUUCCUACAUCCACGAAAAGUGUCAAGAAACCCUCAGAACAAUUUGUAAAAGAGACCCUAAUAUUUUGUCUAUUAAUGAUCGACCUUUUCUUCCAAGCACUCGCCAUUCAACAAUUAACCUACUGUGAUGACGACAACAGAGACAAAAAAAAGCUCUCAAAAGGCUGGGUGAUUCUUUGGUGGUCAUUAUGCUCUCCUUUGUACCUAGGAGCGUUUUCAUCCCUCUUAUGCUGGGCCAUUUUGUUUCGGGAUCUGUGGGGAGCAGAUUCGAAAAAGAGGUUUCCCAUUGAUCCAUCUUGUGUAUGGAUGUUUCUAUUUGGUCUGGUGGUUACAGCUAUUUCUUCGCCGGCUAUAAUAGCGACGAGAAGUUAUAUGGGGCUUGUUUGGUGCGUGGAGAGUUGCCAAAGGGGGUUUUGUGGUGGGAAUGCGGAAGAGGAUGAAGGAGAGGAGUUGGAGAGUAUGGAGGAAGGGAGGAUAAUGGUUGGCGGAGAGGAAAGAGAAGAGGCAGAUAUGCUGAUGAGAAAGCUGAAGAGGAAGAGAAACUUGGAUUGA
Sclerotinia borealis F-4128 is the source of this 1077-nucleotide messenger RNA. The record is from the annotation of a GenBank genome assembly. Lineage: Eukaryota; Fungi; Ascomycota; Leotiomycetes; Helotiales; Sclerotiniaceae.